UUGACCAAAUACUGGUGAUUAGAGAAGAGAGGUGUUUUGUUUUUUGUUUUUUUGUUUUUUUUUUUCCUGAUCAUUAUGAACACUGGCUUUUCACCCCUGAAGUAAAAAUGUUGAAAACCGAGUCUUCAGGUGAACGAACCACUCUCAGAAGUGCCUCUCCUCACAGGAAUGCUUAUAGAACUGAGUUCCAGGCACUGAAAAGUACCUUUGACAAACCCAAGUCAGAUGGGGAACAAAAAACAAAAGAAGGUGAGGGCUCCCAGCAGAGCAGGGGGAGGAAAUACGGCUCCAACGUCAACAGAAUUAAGAAUCUAUUCAUGCAGAUGGGUAUGGAACCCAAUGAAAACGCUGCAGUCAUUGCCAAAACAAGGGGGAAAGGUGGACCUUCGUCUCCGCAGAGAAGAAUGAGGCCCAAAGAAUUUCUGGAAAAAACAGAUGGCUCAGUUGUUAAGUUGGAGUCCUCCGUUUCAGAGCGAAUCAGUAGAUUUGACACAAUGUACGAUGGCCCUUCAUAUUCUAAGUUCACAGAAACUCGGAAGAUGUUUGAGAGAAGUGUGCAUGAAUCAGGACAAAACAACCGCUAUUCCCCAAAGAGAGAGAAACCUGGAGGGAGUGAACCUCAGGAUGAAUGGGGUGGCUCGAAGUCCAACAGAGGCAGUACCGAUUCCUUGGACAGCCUUAGCUCCCGGACAGAGGCUGUCUCCCCAACUGUGAGUCAACUGAGUGCAGUAUUUGAGAACACCGAUUCCCCCAGUGCCAUUGUUUCUGAGAAGGCAGAGAACAACGAAUACUCCGUGACUGGGCAUUAUCCCCUGAAUCUACCAUCUGUUACUGUUACAAAUCUUGACACCUUUGGUCACCUUAAGGAUUCUAAUUCUUGGGCUCCUCCAAGCAAACACGGUGAUGAUGCAGAGGAUGCUCAGAAGGGUCAUACAACUCCAGUACCAGAAGUGGCUUUGAAAAGUACCUCUCUAGCCCCAGUGCCCAGUGAAGAGACACAGCAGAGCAAGGACGCCGAGGACUCCACAUCUAACCAAGAGACUCCUGUCGGGAUUGACAGAGACAUUCCUGAAGAACCUUGUGCUGAAAAUAAGGCAAUGCCAGAGUCAGAAAUCCCUUCACCACAAAAUGAACCUUUAGAAGACGCCGAAGCUAAUUUAGUUGGGAGUGAGGCAGCAAUGCAUCAGAAGAAAGACCUUGCAGGUGGUGAUUUUACCUCUGCUGCUGCUUCUGGAUCCAGGUGUGGAAAGGAAGUACCUGAAGAUUCAGAUCAUUUUGAGAGUACCCAUGUUUACAUGCACAGUGACUAUAAUGUGUACAGGGUAAGAUCCAGGUAUAAUUCAGACUGGGGAGAGACAGGCACUGAGCAGGAUGAGCAGGAAGAGAGUGAUGAAAACAAUUAUUAUCAACCUGAUAUGGAAUACUCGGAAAUUGUUGGAUUGCCAGAAGAAGAAGACAUCCCAGCAAAUAGGAAAAUUAAGUUUAGUAGUGCUCCAAUUAAGGUUUUCAGCACAUACUCCAAUGAAGACUAUGACAGGAGGAACGAUGAAGUGGACCCCGUGGCUGCUUCUGCCGAGUAUGAACUUGAAAAGCGUGUAGAAAAGCUGGAACUUUUCCCAGUGGAACUAGAGAAAGAUGAGGAUGGACUUGGUAUAAGCAUUAUUGGAAUGGGUGUUGGAGCAGAUGCCGGACUUGAAAAGCUGGGAAUAUUUGUCAAGACAGUAACAGAAGGUGGUGCUGCUCAGAGGGAUGGCAGAAUACAAGUCAAUGACCAGAUUGUGGAAGUGGAUGGAAUCAGCUUGGUGGGUGUCACACAGAAUUUUGCUGCAACAGUUCUCAGAAACACCAAGGGCAAUGUCAGAUUUGUUAUUGGGCGAGAAAAGCCAGGACAAGUGAGUGAGGUUGCCCAGUUGAUAAGCCAGACGCUGGAACAAGAAAGGCGCCAGAGAGAGCUGCUCGAGCAGCACUACGCCCAGUAUGACGCCGACGAUGAUGAGACAGGAGAAUAUGCCACAGAUGAAGAGGAGGAUGAAGUAGGACCUGUUCUUCCUGGCGGUGACAUGGCCAUUGAAGUCUUUGAGCUGCCUGAAAAUGAGGACGUGUUUUCCCCAUCAGACCUGGACACAAGCAAGCUCAGUCACAAGUUCAAAGAGUUGCAAAUCAAACAUGCAGUUACAGAAGCAGAGAUUCAAAAAUUGAAGACCAAGCUGCAAGCAGCAGAAAAUGAGAAAGUGAGGUGGGAGCUAGAAAAAACCCAACUCCAACAGAACAUAGAAGAGAAUAAAGAGAGAAUGCUGAAGUUGGAGAGCUACUGGAUUGAGGCUCAGACCUUAUGCCACACAGUGAACGAGCACCUCAAGGAGACUCAGAGCCAGUAUCAGGCCUUGGAGAAGAAAUACAACAAAGCAAAGAAAUUGAUCAAGGAUUUUCAACAAAAAGAACUUGAUUUCAUCAAGAGACAGGAAGCAGAAAGAAAGAAAAUAGAAGAUUUGGAAAAAGCUCAUCUUGUGGAAGUUCAAGGUCUGCAAGUACGGAUUAGAGAUUUGGAAGCUGAGGUGUUCAGACUACUGAAGCAAAAUGGGACUCAAGUUAACAAUAACAACAACAUCUUUGAAAGAAGAACAUCUCUUGGUGACGUCUCUAAAGGAGAUACCAUGGAGAAUUUGGAUGUCAAGCAGACAUCUUGUCAAGAUGGCCUAAGUCAAGACCUGAAUGAGGCUGUCCCAGAGACAGAGCGCCUGGAUUCAAAAGCACUGAAAACCCGAGCCCAGCUCUCUGUGAAGAACAGACGCCAGAGGCCCUCUAGGACAAGACUCUAUGAUAGUGUCAGUUCAACAGAUGGAGAAGACAGUCUGGAGCGAAAGGGUUUGAGAACUUCUCCAGAAUCAGAUUCUGGUGCUCCAUGCCUCACUCCAGUGGCUGGCAGUGUGCCCUUCUCAUCUGACCACAUAGCUGAAUUUCAAGAGGGACCACUGUGCCUGGAAAAAGAGCCUUCCUCCCUUAUUUGGGGAGACACUUCACUCUCCUCUCCUUCAAAAUCUGAUCAUGAUAUGGAAGAAUCUCCAUGCCACCAUCAAGCCACCACCAAGAAAAUAUCACAAGAAAAAGGUGGUGCCAAAGGUCCCAAAUCACUAAGGGCAUCCAAUUCACUGGUGGUACAAGGAGGAAAAAUUAAGCGCAAGUUUGUGGAUCUGGGGGCACCUUUGCGAAGGAACUCCAACAAGGGAAAGAAAUGGAAAGAAAAGGAAAAAGAAGCCAAUAGGUUUUCUCCAGGUAGCAGGAUCUUCAGAGGCAGGCUGGAACACUGGAAACCCAAGCCGUCUCCCGUGCCUCACGCCUCCACCCGCUCGCCGUGCAUGCCUUUCUCGUGGUUUAAUGAGAGCCGAAAAGGAUCCUAUUCCUUCAGGGACCUGCCUUCACCUACAAGUCCCCUUCAGCCUUCUCCUGAAACUCUAAUUUCAGAUAAAAAGGGGUCCAAGAAUUUUACCUUCAACGAUGACUUCAGUCCCAGUAGUACGAGUUCAGCAGACCUUAGUGGCCUGGGAGCAGAACCCAAAACACCGGGGCUCUCUCAGUCCUUAGCACUGUCGUCAGAUGAGAUCCUUGAUGAUGGACAGUCUCCCAAACACAGUCAGUGUCAGAAUCGGGCCAUUCAUGAAUGGAGCGUGCAGCAGGUUUCUCACUGGCUAAUGAGCCUAAAUCUGGAGCAGUAUGUAUCUGAAUUCAGUGCCCAAAACAUCACUGGCGAGCAACUCCUGCAGUUGGAUGGAAAUAAACUUAAGGCUCUGGGAAUGACGUCAUCCCAGGACCGAGCAGUGGUCAAAAAAAAACUCAAGGAAAUGAAGGUAUCUCUAGAGAAGGCUCGGAAGGCUCAAGAGAAGAUGGAAAAACAGAGAGAAAAGCUGAGGAGGAAGGAACAAGAGCAGAUGCAGAGGAAGUCUAAAAAGACAGAAAAGAUGACCGCUGCAUCGGAGGGCGCUGGUGAACAGUAACACACACCCCCCUCGCACACAGCUCUCCCCCCUUCCCACCCUGCUCUCCUCCCCGCGGACGAAGGAACUGAUGGAAGGGGUAACGUGCUCUAGGCCGACUGGGGAACUGCUUGUGGCAAAACUGCAAUUUUCUGCAAUAAUAGAAUGCACUUUUAAUUUUCACCUCCUGAAAUAAUCCCAAGCCACCUUUGUUUAUUACCAAACCAAGGAUCUCGUUUGUGAAAGAUGCAGAAUAGCUGUGUUUCUCUCUUCUCAUACUUACCAACCCCUUGUGGGGGAACCAGAGUCACCC
This is a messenger RNA of Neomonachus schauinslandi (Hawaiian monk seal), 4284 nucleotides long. RefSeq names its product protein phosphatase 1 regulatory subunit 9A (gene PPP1R9A). The coding region runs from base 108 to 3992 and encodes 1294 amino acids. The transcript is spliced from 18 exons. The record is from RefSeq and is a predicted model, not a curated record. Gene Ontology annotation, biological process: neuron projection development; actin filament organization; calcium-mediated signaling. Lineage: Eukaryota; Metazoa; Chordata; Mammalia; Carnivora; Phocidae. Gene Ontology annotation, cellular component: postsynaptic density; dendrite; actin cytoskeleton. Gene Ontology annotation, molecular function: actin filament binding.